This is a messenger RNA of Cyprinodon variegatus (sheepshead minnow), 3024 nucleotides long. It is a transcript of the gene epm2a, whose product is annotated as epilepsy, progressive myoclonus type 2A, Lafora disease (laforin). Bases 367 to 1329 code for a protein of 320 amino acids. NCBI's taxonomy places the organism in Eukaryota, Metazoa, Chordata, Actinopteri, Cyprinodontiformes, Cyprinodontidae. Gene Ontology annotation, molecular function: protein tyrosine phosphatase activity; starch binding; protein tyrosine/serine/threonine phosphatase activity. Gene Ontology annotation, biological process: protein dephosphorylation. The record is from RefSeq and is a predicted model, not a curated record. Gene Ontology annotation, cellular component: cytoplasm; nucleus. The transcript is spliced from 4 exons.
GCUAAAAUUAUAGUUAUAUAUAUUCGCUCUAUAAGACCCCAAAUAAACAUUGAACGUGUUUUUUAGGCGACAAUGUAAUUUUGUUUUUGACCAGUUGGUACAAUUUCACUAGCCUAAUCUAAAAAACGAGCUCUUAUAUUUUUUUUUUCCUAAUUCCAGAGAAUUUACAACGAUUUUUCUACGGACUGACAACGUUUUUUUUUUUUUAGAAAUGACAACAUUUUCCCUAGUACUAGACAACUGUUUUUCUCAGAGCUUCACAGCGUUGCUAUUUUAAGAUCACAGUCUACAACUGGAUUGAUUUACAUGACCAACCUCAUAACUAAACGCUCUAACACUGGUGACCUGAUUUAGAAACGUUUAGUUAUGGCUGAGAAAAUGUUAUUUAGAUUCGGUGUCAUUCUGACUCCGGAGUCCUCGGACGUUGAGGUUUUAGUUCUGGGUUCGCGAGAGGAAAUGGGCCACUGGGAGCCGAAUAGAGCGGUUCGUAUGAAAGCCUCCCACAAGCUGCCGUCACCAGAUCAGCCGUGUCUGUGGACCUGUGAGGUGGAGCUGGCCGAGCCGUUCAAAGACACUUUUUGGUUCAAGUUCAUCAAAAGGAUCAAGCAUAGUUUUAUCUGGGAAGGUAGCGGUCCGAGUCAUGACAGGCUUUGCUCGUACGAUGAGAGAAAUGUAGUGGAUGGAGUGUACUGCCAUCCAAUUGAUCACUGGAUAGAGGAAACAGGACGCACCGAUGAGAUGAGACACACCACUAAUUUCUACUUUAAAGUUGCAGGUCAGAAGGCCAUACAUUUCUCCAGAGUUCUGCCACGUGUCUGGCUAGGAAGCUGCCCUCGACAGGUGGAACAUGUGACCAUAAAGAUGAAGCACGAAUUGGGCAUCACUGCCGUGAUGAACUUCCAGACGGAGUGGGAUGUAGUAAACAACUCCGGUGGAUGCCGACGUAACCUGAUGGAAGCCAUGACACCUGAGACCUUAAUGCAUUUGUACAAGGACUAUGGCAUUGUGUAUGUGUGGCUACCAACACCCGACAUGAGCACAGAAGGUCGGAUUAGGAUGCUUCCACAGGCUGUAUUCCUCCUUCACGGCCUCCUGGAGAACGGCCACACUGUGUACGUCCACUGUAACGCCGGGGUCGGCAGGUCCACGGCGGCUGUAUGCGGUUUUCUCAUGUACAUCCUCGGCUGGAGCCUCAGGAAGGUGCAGUACUUUGUCACAGCAAAGAGGCCACCAGUCUACAUAGACGAAGAAGCUUUAGUCCAAGCCCAGCCGGACUUCCUCCAGAAGUUUGGUCAGCUGCGCUCAUCUGUCUCUUACCCAGAGACUUGACAGCUGAGAGUGCUCAUCCGUAAUCUGGAUGCAGAGCAGAAGAUUGACCAUGUCUCAUUCUUCAAAAUGAGUCAGAAGGUGAAAAUAACAUGAAACAAUUAAAAAAACUUCUCCACUAAACUCGAACAUAUGCAAAUAACCCACUUGAGCUGAGUGGUUUCAGAAUGUGGUUGAUUUCUGAGUCUUAAGAGAGAGUCCCGCAGGCUGCCAGAAGGGAUGUUGCAAGUAAUUAAUCAUACUGUGUUAGCUUUUAACUUUGAACACUUGCCCCACACGCUGUUGCAAAGUAUGGAUCCUGUUAGUAAUUUUCAGCAUAUGCCAUCAGGGGAUGGUUUGGAAAGACCUUUUCUUCAGGCCCUUUAGCUUCUAAUCAAUAAACGGAGUUGACAUUUGGAAAAUGCGUUAAAAUGAAAUGAAUAAAAACAACAUCCAGAAAGUCGAAUAGAAAAUAAACGGAGAGCUGGCACAGAGCCACAUGUUUCUAUUUAGUACCAGAGACAGAAUGUAUAAAAAGAAAAACAUGAUCUUGUCUCAGUUUUUUUUGUUUAUUUAUUUCCUCCAGCAUAUUAUGUCCAUCAGUUGAUAAUGACUCUAUCGUUGUGUUUUCUAUUUAGUUUGCCUUUUGAUAGAGAAGAACUAGUGUCUAUCGUUGUCUUCCUGAACUGGAUUGUAAUGCCACAUGGCAGCUGUACUCCGAGCCAGAGACACACAUCUACCCUCAAAUCUAAUAAACCAAGAAGGACUUUAGCUCCUCUCUGAGGUAUUUGCCUCCCAGACAUCAAGGAGUACAGCUGUCUCUCACAGUGCUUAUUUGGAGCAUUUCCUCCUUCAUGUUGCUGUCGGAAUCCAUCUUCAGAAUAACAACAACAGCAUCAUUUUGAGGUCAUACUUUAUAGAUUUAUAAGCCCUUUUAAAAUAGAAAGCUUCUUUUGAACAUGUCUUUUAUUUUUUGUUAGACAGAAUGUUUUUAAUCUAAAUUGAAUCAGAAAAAAGUAAGUCACUUUGGAGACUAAGAAACUGUGUCCUAAAGCAAAAAAAAAAACUGUAUUGUUUCUUUUCCAUGACAUCUCCUCAGUCGCGAUUUAUUCCAUGUUUUAAAAAAUAAAAUGUUUCUAUUUUAUCACAAAGCCAUUCAAAACCUUUGAGUUAAAUAGGAUGUAUACCUGUGAAGGUAACCAUCCAAACACACUUAGUUCACGUGUAAGAUAAGAAACUCAAAUAAAAUCAGCCAAAAUAUUCGGAAGAGAAUAGUUGAUCUUCAAAAGCUUGGUUCAUACUUUCCAAACUAAUUAAUGGGGUAUCUUCCACUGUUUAAAAGAUUUGCAAGUAUAAAGAGCAUGAUAAUGCCUUGUCAGUUUUGUUUGUAUCGUUUCCCGAAUACAAGUAAAAAUCUGAACUUCAGUUUAAAAAAAAUAUUUGUGGACAGAGCUAAAAAAAAAAUGUUUGAGGAAGGGGCUCAAAUUCCAAUUUACUAGUUUAAGUAUUCCUAAAAAUGUUUGAUGGAAGUUAGAACAUUUAAAAAGGAAAUUUACAAAGUACUAAUAACAUGUUGUUAUGAUCUUAAUAUUUUGGACCUUUUGUUUCUGUUUAAGUUUUUAUUUUUUGGCGUUCUCAAGCUUGCUUUGAUUUCUUUUGUGUUUUCCAGAUUCAUAUCAUUUUUGCAUUCUUAGUUUUUCUCUUCCUGGUUAUGUCUUU